This is a messenger RNA of Peronospora belbahrii, 2154 nucleotides long. NCBI's taxonomy places the organism in Eukaryota, Oomycota, Peronosporomycetes, Peronosporales, Peronosporaceae. The record is from the annotation of a GenBank genome assembly.
AUGUCAGGUGAUAUUCGUACAGAGGAUAACAAAUCAUCGCUAAGUCAUCGUGCCCAACAGAAGUUCAAUGGUGGCAAGUAUGAAGAAGCUGUGGACGCACUUGAGAAGCUUGUGGAAGAAAUUGAUCCUCGUCAGGACUUUAAAGUUCGUCACAAUGUAGCCCUCGCUCGGUUCGCUGCAGGUUUGGACACACCUGAAAAAUUGCAGCUUGCAUUGAAGCAAAAUCUCCGGACGCAGCUGCAGGAGUACGAGAAAAACACUAAAUUUGUUUCAGUUGGUGCAGGAGACGCUGUGAAUGGUGAAAAUGGUGGUACUGCCGUAGCGAUGAACAGCGGAUCCUUUUCUAUUGAACGGGAGAUGGCCUACCUCCGGUACAACUAUGCAGCUGCUUUAUUCUUGUUGAAGCAGUACGCACAGGCCAGCUCAGUGUUAGAAGCGAUGAUGCGCAAUAUAGACCCUAUCGAUGAAAAUGUGGCGAUGCACGCUAGUUUCUUGUAUUUAGACGUCAUCUUGCACAGUAGCAGAGGUUGCGUGACCACAGAGAUGGAACGUAUGAAGACGAUUAAGAAAGCGCAGAACAUUUUGGCGUUUUUAGAAAAACCACAUCGGUUUAAUACAGUACAUGAACCACCAGAUAAUUUGGUGCAGCGUGACGCCGAUGGCAAUGUAAUGGAGACAGAGGCACAAAAGAAGAGUCGGUGGGAUGUGACAGAGUUUCGUUUUCGACUGCAUCUGUAUCGUGCCAAGUUUAUGUUGCUACAGAGUAACCUAAAGACAGCGAAGAAGGAGGUUAAGUCUGCGCUGGAAAUCCUUCAAAAGGAGAUCAAGACACAUGAUAGGGGAAAUGCAGCUGCAACAUCGUCAUCUACGCUUGGUAUGGAAUCAGAAAAAACGAGUGCGGCUAUUGGACACCCGUGCCUUGCGGUACAGAACUCCACGGCGCUGUUUUUGAAGGCAAACCUGGAAUAUUUAAAGAAGAACUACAAGAAAUGUAUCAAGCUUCUUGCAUCGUGUACGCAGGAGGCUGUGAGUGCGAGUGUUGUGUUGAAUAAUAUGGGCUGCAUCCACUUUCAAAUGGGGUACCGAAAGGCGGCACAAUCUUACUUUGCAAGAGCACUGCAAGCUACGACAAAGGACACGAAGAUGGACGCGGUUGUCAUUUCAAGUUCUUCCCACCAUGAAAUCAUGUAUAAUAAUGGACUGCAUCUGUUGCUGCAAGGGGAAUACGCACUGGCGUUCCGGUGCUUCCACGAGUCGUCGCGGCUGUUCUUUAAUCGUCCCAAGCUGUGGCUCCGCCUUGGAGAAUGCUGUACUGCGGCAUUUGCGAAGGAGCAGAAGCUCGCUGUCAUCGCCGGAAACAAAAGUGGUUUGAUUCAGGGAAUUGUGGGCACUGGCUCACACCGACGUGUUCUGCUUCCCACCAGCCUGCCAUCUGCGGCAUCGCAAAACAUUCAGCUUCCUGAGAAAAACUGCAUUGAUAAUGGUAAUCGUGCGGCAUCUCCAGAUGCUGAUGAUGAGGAUGGUUCGCCGACAAUGAGUCUUCCCUUCGGUGCAAAGUGCUUCAAGAACGUAAUAUUGCUCUGCAACCAACUGUUGGAUUUUAGAAACGUGAACGGAAAUGUUGGCACUGCAGCAGUCAUUCCUAAUGGAGCCGAUAGCGAAGCCCUUGACACAAAGGCUCUUGAUGUGUUGCGUCAGAAGGCUCUCAUCAACUUGUCAUAUGUCUAUCUGUCGAUGUACGAGCCCCAGCUUGCAAUCACAAGCGCCAAGGAGUUGUUAGCUUUGCCGACCUGCUCCAAGGCAAAUUGCUUUUUAGCGCGGUCAUAUACUGCGGAGGCUCUAUGCAUGCUGUCUCGAGCAUCUGAAGCAACCAAGGUAUUGCAGUCUGAGCGAGAUUUGAUUGAUAUGGCCGAAGAGUAUGCACGUGAAGCCAAGCUUCAGUUGUCACGAGCCCGAGCUGGUGUUCAUGUGAACACCGCAACUACACUUCUGCUACAGGGACGCAACCCGGAAGCAGAGGAAAGCGUAACGCGUGCGGUGCGGGAAAACCCAAAUUGUCGUGAGUCGCUUGAGCUAUUAGUUUAUGUGCUGUUGAAAAAGGGCGACACGAAGAAAGCACUUCGCGUGCUGAAGGAGGCUCAGGUGGUGCAAUAA